Messenger RNA from Eleginops maclovinus (Patagonian blennie), 976 nucleotides. RefSeq names its product troponin I, fast skeletal muscle-like. The transcript has 7 exons. The record is from RefSeq and is a predicted model, not a curated record. Gene Ontology annotation, cellular component: troponin complex. Gene Ontology annotation, biological process: skeletal muscle contraction; cardiac muscle contraction. Lineage: Eukaryota; Metazoa; Chordata; Actinopteri; Perciformes; Eleginopidae. Bases 182 to 697 code for a protein of 171 amino acids.
CGGAAUCCAUUUCCAUAAAGAGGAUGUGAGCAUUUUGCUGAGACAUCGCAACCCACCAUAUAUACCCUAUUUCAUUUUUCACUGUGUAGUUUUGGCAGUGCCUCCUUUUCUUCUACAAGUGUCCCGCUCCUCUUCUUCUUCUUCGUCUCUUAAUAGGGUGUGAAGAGCCGAGCACGCAGAGAUGUCUGAAAAGAAGAUGACCUCCAGCCGCAGGCAUGCCCUGAAGAGUCUGAUCCUCUCCAUCGCUGCCAAGUGGCUCGACGAGGAGAAGGUCAUCGAUACUGCAGCGAAGGCAGCGUACAUGGCAGAGCACUGCCCCACCCCCAGCCUCAGCGGAGACCAGGCCACCCUCAUGGAAAUCUGCAAGAAGCUGCACGCCCUCCUCGACAAGAUUGAUGAGGAGAGGUACGACAUCCUCUCCAAAGUGCAGAAGUCCGACAAAGAGAUUGAGGAUCUGAACAUCAAAGUGGUGGAUCUGAGAGGCGUGAAGAAGCCCGCUCUGAAGAAGGUCCGUAUGUCCGCUGAUACCAUGCUGAAGGCUCUGCUGGGCUCCAAACACACUGUGAACAUGGACCUGAGGGCCAACCUGAAGCAGGUCAAGAAGGAGGUCAAAGAGGAGCCCACCGAAGCUGCAGGCGACUGGCGUAAGAACAUUGAGGAUAAGGCCGACAGGAAGAAGAUGUUUGAGGCGGUCUAAACACCUCGCUGCUCCUUUUCUUUAUCAUAUUUAUUAUACAUGAACUCCACGAGUCUUACAGUGUUGGUGGAAGCGAGGGCUGAGCAGCAGCAGGUUAGCGUGUCUGAAGGAGGCGGCGCUCUGCAGGAAGAAGAGCUUUUAAAGGAUCUUAUUUUUUUUUGUCUUUGUCUGGAUGGAGGCGGAGGAGGUUCACACACUAACACACACCAUAACAAGUCUUAAACUCCACAGCGUCAGGGGAACACUCACACAAACUGAACAAUAAAAAUGUGGAAGGGA